Loxodonta africana (African savanna elephant) is the source of this 15805-nucleotide messenger RNA. RefSeq names its product NEDD4 binding protein 2 (gene N4BP2). The coding region runs from base 5840 to 11119 and encodes 1759 amino acids. Gene Ontology annotation, molecular function: endonuclease activity; ubiquitin binding. The record is from RefSeq and is a predicted model, not a curated record. Gene Ontology annotation, cellular component: nucleus. Lineage: Eukaryota; Metazoa; Chordata; Mammalia; Proboscidea; Elephantidae. The transcript is spliced from 22 exons.
UUUUCACUGAUGUACCCAGUUCGCUUUUGAAACUCGCCUUAACCUUAUCCCUCAUUCGUCAAUUUUCACUGAAAGAAUCCUUACACGCUUUAAGAAAUAUGGACAUCCUAUGUUUUGGUAAAGGGUAGUAUGAUUUUCUUUUUUUACUUUGUCCAUUUUUAAAGGUCAGGAAUUGAAUAAUCAAUAAUUUUUACUCUUUUGCCGUUAUUUAAGUUCUAUGCUAGGAUGGGGGCUGCAGUGGCGCAGAUGGUAGGAAUAAUACGAAAGAAAUGGUUGGUCUUCUACAAGGAGGCUACAGUUAGCUCAUGAAACAAGAUUAACCUAUAAAACAAUUAAAAAAAAAAUCCGGUACAAAUCGGUAUACUUAGAAACGUCAAUUUGUGUACCUGUUGACUUUAAUAGCUCUUGAAGGGGAGAGUAAAGAAGAUGGUGGUGGGUCUAAAUUAUGAUUAAGGAGUUUUUUUAUCCGUUAAUUAAUAUUAAAGUAGGCAUAGUAUAUUGUUCAUCAAAAACCAAACCAAACUCGUUGCCAUCAAGUUGAUUCUGACUCAGCUACCCUAUAGGCAGAGCAGAACUGCCCCAUAGGGUUUCCAAGGAGUGCCUGGAGGAUUUCAACUGCUGACCUUCUGGUUAGCAGCCAGAGUGCUUAACCACUACGCAGCUAGGGUUUCCAUAUUGCUCACAGUAGAGGCUAAAUUAUCAGUAUAGGUACAUCUUUUAUUUACAUUAAUUAUCUGGCAGCUUUGGCAGUAUCCUCUGUCCUUUGUGAUUGCAUGUGAUUAUGCGUGUCUUUGAUAUGCAAAGCAGCAACCAUUUAUUAGUCAUUGUGAAUUUUAGAAAACAGCUGCCUUGCCUUCAGCUUUUUAUAUGCAAACAUGAAGCUUUGGGAAGAAUGUUUGCCAGGUCAAGCAGUAAAUAUCAGAUAUUUGUUAAAUGCCUUUAGAAGUAGUUUAUGUUAGGAAUUAAAGAAGAGAUUGAGCAUUUUUUGACAGCUGCCUCAUGCCAGGCAUUGAGUAAGGCCAACAUUGUUAUCAUUCACAACAUCCUCGUUCUCAUAGAAAUAGAAGGCUACCAUUUAUUUGUAUAUAUGCCAGGCACUGUUUUAAGCACUUAAAUUAUUGUAUUUGGAGCCCAGGUGACACAGUGGUUAAGAAUUUGGCUGCUAACCAAAAGGUCAGCAGUUCGAAUCCACCAAGCUGCUCCUUGGAAACCCUUUGGGGCUUCCUGUUAGUCUUUUAAGGUCGCUGUGGGUUGGAAUCGACUCGAUGGCUAUGGGUUUGGUUUGGAUUUUAUUACUGUAUUUUAUUCUCACAACUCUGUGAGAUUUGCACUAUUUUACAGAUGAGAAGAAGGGGAAAUGUUAAAGUUGCCAAAAGUCGCUCGACGAAUAUAUGGUGGAACUAGGAUUUGGUCAAACCUAGAUUUUUUUUUUUUUGGACCCAAAAUCUUGCUCUGAACACAUUUUUUUGAUGGCUCUCUGAACCUAAGCCUUUAAUAUCAAGUGCUGUCGAGUCAAUUCCAACUCACGGCGACACUGUGCACGACAGAACAAAACACGGCCCAGUCCUGAGCCAUCCUUAAAAUUGUUGUUGUGCUUGAGCUCAUUGUUGCAGCCACUGUGUCAAUCCACCUCAUUGAGGGUCUUCUUUUCCACUGACUCUGCCAAGCAUGAUGUCCUUCUCCAGGGACUGAUCCCUCCUGACGACAUGUACAAAGUAUGUAAGACGCAGUCUCCCUAUCCUUGCUUCUAAGGAGCUUUUCUGGUUGUACUUCUAAGACAGAUUUGUUCGUUCUUUUGGCAGUCCACGAUAUAUUCAGUAUUCUUCACCGGCACCUAAAUUCAAAGGCAUCAGUUCUUCUUUGGUCUUCCUUAUUCAUUGUUCAGCUUUCAAAUGCAUAUGAUGCAACUAAACUCUUAAAAUAAGCCUGGAUGGAAAAUUGGUAGGCUUUUGGAAGGUAGGCCUGACAAGGCUUGGGGAGUGUGUUUUACCUUCUUGUCCCAGGGCUUGACAGCAUUGCCCUCCAGAAAUUAUUAGUACAUUUAGAUAGAGGUUAAUCAGUUUGUGCUGUUUAAACUCAGGAGAUAACAGUUAAAAGACCAUUUUAUAUGUAAGGGGGAGUAAACUGGCUAAACCAGCUAGGUUUUUAUGCCUGUCAGUCAGUGGAAUUACUGGAUCAAACAACAUGACCCCACAUGUUGCUUUUGCCACGUUGUUGGCUUUGGGUGUAAAAAUUUCAUGAAAUUGCAUUAGACUGGUGACGGGCACUGUAUUUGUCUAAAUGUGGGCUGUCUGUUCAUAUCCUUUAAUCAUCUGUUGAGUCUAGCUGUUUUUCUUGUGUCUUACAGUAAGUUCCAGACAUAUGAUUAUUAGUGCCUAUUUUUCUCUAAGUUGCUGUUUUUCUUUUUGGUUUUUUUAGUUGUCAGAAGUUUAAAAUGUUAAUGCAUGAAUCUGUCAUUCUUUUGUCAUUGUUCGUACUUCCAAAUUGUUUCAUUUACAGAUGUAGUAAUCAGUUUUUUUCUAAUUUUUCUGAAAUCCAAUUAUAUUUUAACUCUUUAAUCUGUCAGAAUUUUUCAUUAUAAGGUAUGACACCACUUUGUUUUAAAAAUUGCUAUUGUUUUAACAUUAUUAAUUCUAAUUAAUUCAUAAUUAAUUGCUUUGGAAAGCGUAUCUUAUUACGUACAAGUUUUAAGAGACAUUGAUCCUGAUCCUGACAUCUCAUUGUAGUUCUUUGAUAUGUUUUUGUAGUUCUGCUGCUUAAUUUUAUUAUGCUUUAGUAUUUAGUAGACUAAACUUCUCCCAUGUGCCCUUUUUUUUAAAACAUAUUUUGUGAUUCAUCUGUAUUCAUUAAAUUUAAGAAUUACCUUGGAAGACUGACACUAAUAAUAAUAACUUUUUUUGUUCCGAAGCAUGGCAUAACUUUUUGUUUCUUACAAAAUAUUUUCCUGCCUUUAAAUUUAUUGUUUCUUCUAUCUGGAAUGCCAUCACUGCCCUCCUAUCCUCCUCCUGUUCCAAGAUCUAGGUUGAAUUUGUUGUAAAGCCUUCUUCCUUCCCUCAGCAUAAUCAUUCCUUUGUAUUACCUGUAAACCUUGUAUGUACUUCCAUUAUGCACUUAUCACAGUAUAGAGCCACCCUCUGCACCCUGUCUUUUCCCUCUAAUAACUGUGAGCUUCUUGAGGGCUGGGACUGUGGGACUGAAUCUUACUGUUUUUUUUCUUUUUUGCCUAGCACUGUUCCUACCGUAUUGUAGGUAUGUCAGUAUUAAAUAAAUAUUGGUGACUUAAGGAGAUAUUUUAUUUUUAAAUAUAUAUUCUGUAGUUACCAUCUAAUUUUUCUAAUCUGUAACACAGUGUUUUUUCCUGAUGACUGGCCUCCUAUAUCAUCCAUCUUUUUGACAUGUCCAUUUGGAUAUUCCCACAGGUACUACAGCCCAAAACUGUAGUCAUUAUCAACUGUUCCUCUUCUAUGUCCAAACCAAGAAAUAACACAGACUGCGUCUUUUCUCUCUUCUCUGGAGGGGAAAAUUAAAUGAGAUAACGUUAUGUCUGGCCCUUGGCAAGAAUUCAGUAAAUAGUAGCAACUACUAAUAAGUCUCUGGGCUGUACAAAUGAUUAACGUCCUCUGCUGCUAACUGAAAGGUUGAAGGUGCAAGUCCACUCAGAGGCACCUUGGAAGAAAGGCCUGGCAAUCUAUUUCUGAAAACUCAGCCAUCGAAAACCCCAUAUAGAGAGAGAGAGACAGAGACGGAGAGAGAGAGAGCACAGUUUUACCCUGACUCAUGUAGAUCACCAUGAGUCAGGGUCUACUUGAAGGCAACUAAAAAAAAAAAAAAACUAGUUGCUAAUAAUUCAGCAGAAACACGGGCUUUUCCCUGUCCUCUUUUUCCUCUCACAUUCUGAUUGAUAACUCAGCUAUUAGAUUCUUUCUCUGUGGUAUCUUGACUCUGAUCCCUUUUUUUCUGUCACCUCUAGUGCAACCACACUACUCUGCAGCCAGCAUUCUUUCUUACCUGGAAUACUGCAAUAGCCUCCUUACUGGUCAUUCCUGCUUCCAGUCUUGCCUUCCAAUCCAUUUUUUCUACUCUAGUAAGAAUGAUCUUGCACAUUUAAGCCUGUAACUCCCAUGCUUAAAACCUUUUCUUGUGGCUUCUCAUUGCCUUCAAGAUAAAGCUUGAACUCCUCAGUUUGGCAUGGCAGGAUCCUCGUAACCUGGCUUCUGUUUACCUCUUCGUCCUCAUCUCCCAUCAAUUUUCCCCUUGGCCUUAAUGCGCUAGUUAUAUUCAGUUACUUGCAGUUCUUCCUUCAGAUGCCAAGUUUGCUAAAUCUAGGCUUGAGUACAGAAGCUCACCUCUGUCUGGAAUGCUUUCCUAGUUCCUUCCGUCCUCCUUUUUGGUUUUGUUAGCUCACGCUUGUUUUUCAUGUCUAAUUCUAGGUGGUGAUUCUAGAGGAAGAGAAAGCCUUCUCUGAUAUCUCAAGACUGGUUACAUGCCCCUGUGUUUAUUUCUCUACUAAACUAUAUUCUCCUUUUUUUGACAUUUACCACUCUGUCUUCUCUUAUCAUUUGUGGUUGCUUGCUUGUUUGUCACCACGUAUCAGUUGAGGCUCAUACUCAUUUUGACUCAUAGUGACCCUAUAGGACAGAGUAGAACUGCCCCAUAGAGUUUCCAAGGAGCACCUGGCGGAUUCAAACUGCUGACCCUUGGGUUAGUAGCUGUAGCACUUAACCACUACGCCACCAGGUUUUCCAAUAUAUAGGGGCGCUAUGAGUCGGAAUCGACUCGACGGCACUGAGUUUGGUUUAUUAGUUGAGGUGUAAGGAAGGGAAGAGGUAAAUGACUGAAAAAAUAAUGUGAUUUGCAUGGCGUGUAUUUAAAAGGGAAUUAAAUGGUAAUUUUGGGGUUUAGCUAGUAGCGUUUAAGGGAGAGAGACUAUAUCUGAUAGAUGAAAGUUCUCUAAGCUAGGGAGGGUAUACUAGGCCAUUUUACAGCCUGAAUGAAAAAUACUCGUUAACAUCUCGUAAUCUAGUUUCUCUAUUAGUUAGAACCUUUUCGGAUUUCAUGUGACAGAAGUGCAAGUUGAAGUAGCCUAUAGAAGAGAAAGUUACUGGUUCACAUAACCAUGUAACAAAAAUUGUUAUGGGUAGAGCUGGCUGUAAGGAGCUCAGGUGGGAGCUUACUUGUAUUUGGCCUUUUCUUGCACUUAUAGUCUGUACAUUCUGACUUCAUUUCUCCUACUGCAGAUAAGCUUCUUCACACGGUUGGAUGUGGUUCUUAGCAACACAAUCUGAUCUCCUUAGAGCCUCGUGUCAGAGGCUAAGAUCGAUUUGGUCUCAUGCCCAUCCUUCUACCAAUUCCUGCCGCUGAGGGGAUGAGGUACUUUUAUUUGUGGGAAAGAGAUGCACCUGACUAUUCCAGGAGCUAAAAAGUAAGGAGACGUUACGUUGGAUAGCAGGAAGAGCUAUAGAGUUUGCAGCUAUCACCUGUGAUCUGUUUAGCACGUUGAUAGCUGUCAGUGCCAGAUAGAAGUGUCAUCAUUUACCUUGGUUGAAUUGUGCAGACUUCAUGACUAUUGGGUAUUGCCUUUCCCAUCACUAAAAAUAACAAGUGUCUACUAUCUAGUUCUUGAUUUGAGCCAGUCCUUGCACAUUUAUCACUAAUAUAUCAAACCCUACGUGCCUAUCCUUAUUUCCCAUAGCCCUUCAGAAUACCUUCUCUAUUAAGGUCAGGUCCUAUUACUGCUGGAGUGUACAAGAUACAGAACCCUGUUUUCUUUGAGGAAUGCCUUAAGUAUCAAGCAUCUUAAAUAAGAAAAGGGAAAACAUUUUAGUUUUCAAAUGUCAGAAUGCCAAGGAGAAGGAAAAAUCUUGGGGGAAAUCCAUUUCGGAAGACUGCGAACUCUAAGGAAGUUGUCGUACCCGGUGUUGCUAGCCGUGAGGAGCCAACCACUACUCAUCCUUCCAUGUGUGGGAUCCAAGUUGAUCAGGACGAACUCUUCACCAGUAUUUCAGAGAUGUUUUCUGACCUGGACCCUGAUGUAGUAUAUUUGAUGCUUUCUGAAUGUGAUUUCAAAGUUGAAAAUGCCAUGGAUUGUCUAUUAGAAUUAUCUGCUACUGAUGCCAGGAAACAAGAAUCAUCUUCAAGCAGCUUACUUGCUUCUGAGAACCAAGAAACUAUAGCAGGAAGUGAUGUAAUGGAAAAGUGUCCUGAAAAAGAGAACGAGGAUUCAAAAAUGUAUUCUGUUUUGGACACACAGCUAACUGAAGACUUUGAUUGCAUCAUAGAGAAUGCUUUUGAGACACUGGAGCCUCCUCCUGAUGGCCAAGUGUCCUCAUCUUUGCCUUUGCAAGAUGUUCGUAGUUUGAGUGACCGCAGUGAAUGUAUAAAUUCGGAUUCAAGUACUGUGACUUCCAUUCUUUCCGUACAAAAUAAGGAUUUGAACAAUGAAAUUUUAGAGAAUUCUGCCUCUACAUUAAGUUCAGACUCCUUAACUUCACAUUCAGUUUUGAAUGAGUCCAAAAGUUUCUUAAAGGAUGAUACACUGACCUUGGAAGAUAACUGUCCAGAAGAUUGUCUUCUAAGUAGUUCUUUAAAUGUAGCAAAUGACUCCAUCCUGGGCUUUAGCAAUCUCAGUCAAAGACAGGAAGAACUUUUAGAAUCUGAGUGUGUUCAGACUCAGUUCUCUCAAGCCCCUGUAGACUUGGAUGCCAAUGAACCUCAGCCUCCUUUAAAUCUUUCUGUGCAAAAUCCAGAGCUUGAUUUACUAGUUACAGAUGGGGAUCAGAAAUCUACUCCUGUCCCUAAUGUGUUAGUACCUUCUGAAGAGUUCACUUUCAAGCCGUACAGACCUACUGAACUGCCACCAAAGGGUAAGGAAGUGAAUUGCUGUCCAGUACUUACCCCUUUCCCUUUACUGCUGCCGCCUUGUUCACCUUCACAGUUUUGGAGUCCAGUAGUUCCUGCUUUUGACCCGAUUCAAGGGAGCCAUGGUUUUGUAACUCCCGUUGUAACCACAGCUGCACACUGGAGACCUAUCAGCUACACGUUUCCAUCCCCGGUUAUUUCUCAUACUUCACAAACCAAGGUAUGGAGAAAUAAAGAAGGAACAAGUGCUUAUCAGAUACAAGAAAGUCCCGUUUCUCAGGCUGUAAGAAAGAAGAAAACAUCUUAUGUUGGACUAGUUCUUGUUCUCCUCAGAGGGCUUCCAGGAUCAGGAAAAUCUUUUUUGGCAAGGACUUUGCGAGAAGAUAAUCCAGGUGGAGUCAUUCUUAGUACUGAUGAUUAUUUUUACAUAAAUGGACAGUAUCAAUUUGAUGUAAAAUACUUAGGAGAAGCACAUGAAUGGAACGAGCAUCGUGCAAAAGAAGCAUUUGAGAAGAAAGUAUCUCCUAUAAUAAUAGAUAAUACAAACCUACAGGCCUGGGAAAUGAGGCCAUAUGUUGCUUUGUCUCAAAAAUAUAAGUAUAAAGUCCAUUUCCGGGAACCAGACACAUGGUGGAAGUUUAAACCAAGGGAACUUGCAAGGCGUAACAUUCAUGGGGUAAACAAAGAAAAAAUAACGAGAAUGUUGGAACGCUAUCAACGUUUUGUUUCAGUGCCAAUAAUCAUGAGUUCUUUGGUUCCAGAGAAAAUUGAGCGUGUUGAGUUGUGUGCAUAUUCUUGUGAGGACAGAAGUACUAGCCCAAAAGACAAUGAAGAUACUACCUGUGCAAAAGAAGAAAAUGUUUUAUCUUCAUCUUUGAAGCACCUAGAGUUAACUGAAGAGAAGAAACUUGAAGUGACUGAUGAAAAUGUGUUACUCGAGAAUGUUUCAUUUCUCCUUCAUGCAGAUUUAGACAGAGGAAGAAGAGAAAUAAGUGGUAUGAAUCAUAACAUUCAGAGUGCUGUCAUACAGGAAGGUCCAGACAUGUAUUUUUCUGACUCUGAAAGCAGAAUACAAGUAAAAGACAAAAGUGAAAAAGAAGAGCAAGUAGAAAUGGCUUCUGAAAAGCAGUGUAGUGAAACUGACAUAGCUAGUUCAGUGGAGAGAGUGUCACCGGGUAUUUACUAUGAUGAAAAUAAUCAAGAAGACUGUGAUCUUGCAAAGACUAUACCACUUCAAAAUGAAAAUUUUUUACUUAGUGAAGUACUAGGAGAAAGAACAACAGUAAAGAAAAAAACCUUUGAGAGACAAAAAGACAAAUCAACUUUGGAAAAGUUCCCAAGACAUGAGCUAUCAAAUUUUGUUGGUGACUGGCCAGGUGAUAAGACUAUUGGUCAGAGGACAAAAAGGAACCGAAAAACUGAAAAAGUAUCAUCUGUACAAAGUGACAAAAUGGGUAAUCACCCUCAGUCACACAAAGUAUUAGGUAAUAUUGUAUCUCUGGAUGUAGAUUGUAUCCAGCAACGAAGAUCUCCACAUGGUAAUGUAGAAGAUGACAAGAAGUCAUGGUGUGAUGAUGCUUCAGAAUCCUUCAGUAGCUGUAAAUACGAUGUUUUUACAAAUACUGAAAAAAAUAUAUCAAACUCAUUCAGCAUUGUGGGCGACUGGCCUUCAUAUGAUCCUUUAGCUCAGAGACAGCGCAGAUCAAGAAUGCCAAAGGCUCGUUUCAGUGAACCUGACCUAAAAUUUGGAAUCAGAGACAGUGUGAGUAAAAUGACUUUAUACACAGCACAUGAGGCCUGUUGGGGCACAAGCCCUGAAGAGCUAAAAACAUUGGGUAGCUCAACCCUAGGUAGUUCUGAAAUGCUGCCCAGUGAAAUGACCUGGGAGAAUAAGAUUUGUCUAAGUGAAAGGAAUCACAGGCAACAUGCCUUGUGUCUGUCUUUUACCAAUAGUGCGCCCGUUAUUUCUGGAGUAGUGGAGCCACAAAUUUUAGCUGAGUUUCCAGAGGGGAAGGCUAGAGGAGUUCCUGGAGUAGAAAUAGGCAUAUGUACCCAGACUGAACCUCAGGAUUUUGCUCUGUUGUGGAAAAUAGAAAAGAAUAAAAUUAGUGUUUCAGGUUCUGUCAGAGUUUUAACGGGAAGACUAGAUGGAUUUAAACCAGAAGCCUUCAACAUUAACACAAAAUCAGAUGUUCAGGAAACAAUUCCGUAUAGGGUAAUGCAUGAUAAAAGCACAUAUGUUGAAGAAAGUGAGCUUACCAGUGCUGAUGAAUCUGAAAAUCUUAAUAUUCUUUGUAAAAUAUUUGGAUCCUUUUCAUCAGAAGCCCUAAAAGACUUAUAUGAGAGAUGUAACAAAGAUAUUAUUUGGGCCACAAGCCUUUUGUUAGAUUCUGAAACUAAAUCAUUUGAGGAUACUGAAUUUGACAAUUUCCAGACAUCAAAUGAUGAAUCAAAAACUGGGCCAUUUUCUCUGGGAUUAGAUUUGAAGGAAAUUAUUAGCCCAAGAGAGAUGUUAGAGGGUUCUGAUUCUUCUGUGCUAGAAUUUAGGUGUGGAACUGAUGUUCGUGAUGCUAAUGCGCAGCCUCCCUGUGAUGGAGAAAAGGGAAACUCAGAGCGGGCAGAAGUAAGAGCUUUAACUCCAACAGCUGCUGUAGAUCUAAAGAAUGCUAGUGAACCAUUUCCUGAUAGUCAGGGAGAAUUUUCAGGUACUCGAAAAGCUACUAAAGAUGGGAGUGAAAUGGAAAAGAGUCUAGUAGCCGCAGAGGUUGGAGAUAGUUUACAUUCUUCUUUGAGUUGGUCUGGUAUUUUAAACUCUGUAUCGAGCACUUCAAAUCUUGAAUUAAAUGAAGGAGUUUAUUUUACUGACCCUUUUGAGGUAAAGGAAAAUGGAAAUCUUUCAAAGGAUUAUGUGGAAUUUCAGAUAAACACAGAAGAAUUUAUGGAUGAAGAUGUGCAGGAAAUGGAGAAAAUUCUAAUGGCAGGGAAUAGUUGGUCAGCUGGAGUUAGUGAAGAAGAUAAAACUGAGAUGUCGAAUCCCACUCCAGUGAUGGCCAAAUCUCUGACCAUAGACUGUCUGGAAUUGGCAUUACCCCCUGAGUUCGCUCUUCAACUCAGUGAAUUAUUUGGGCCUGUUGGUGUUGAUUCAGGGUCUCUAACAGUUGAGGAUUGUGUGGUUCAUAUAGAUCUGAACUUGGCUAAAGUGAUUCAUGAGAGAUGGAAAGAAUCUGUAAUGGAGAGACAACGCCAAGAAGAAAUAUCCCGUGGCAGGCUUAUGCGAGAUCCUUCUCUGUUUGGGCAUGUUGGUCUUCAUAAUCCUGAACAGAAAUCAUCUCAGAGAACAGGCAAAAAAUUACUGAAGACUUUAGCAGCAUCUGAAAUGCUACCCUUGUUCAGUCAUUGGAAUACGCAGAAUAAAAGAGUGUCACUUAGAGAAAUAAUGUCAGAAGAAAUUGCCAUACAGGAAAAGGAGAAUUUGAAAAGGGAGUCCUUUAUGUUUGAAAAAGAUUUUGCCACCAAACUGAAGGAGAAGCAACUCUUUGAGAUAUUUCCGACCAUUAACCAAAAUUUUCUGAUGGACAUUUUUCAGGACCACAACUGUUGUUUAGAACAAACAGUGCAAUUUCUAAACUGUGUUCUGGAAGGAGACCCUGUAAAAACAGUUGUAGCACAAGAGUUUGCUCACCAAAAUGAGAAUGUCACUUCUCAAACUGCACAAAAGCCUAAAGAGAAAAAGGUAAAGAAAUCAAGAGAGACUGACGACAUACCGAGUGAACUGUCUUCCCAGGAUUUUGAGCACCCAAUGUAUGAUGACUAUAGGGCAGAGGCUUUCUUGCACCAACAGAAGAGGAUGGAAUGCUACAUCAAGGCAAAAGAAGCUUAUCGAAUGGGGAGAAAAAAUGUUGCCACUUUUUAUGCCCAGCAGGGUAGUCUCCAUGAGCGGAAGAUGAAAGAAGCCAAUCACCUUGCCGCUGUGGAGAUCUUCGAGAAGGUCAAUGCCUCCCUGCUGCCAGAGAACGUGUUAGACCUCCAUGGGCUGCGUGUGGAUGAAGCUAUAGCACAUCUCAUGACGGUUUUACAGCAGAAAGCUGAAGAAUUUAGGCAGAAUGGUGGUAAGCCCUAUCUCUCUGUGAUUACGGGGAGAGGAAACCACAGCCAGGGAGGCGUUGCUCGCAUCAAACCAGCCGUCAUUAAAUACCUCACAAGCCAUAGCUUCAGGUUCUCCGAAAUUAAACCAGGGUGCUUGAAAGUCAUGCUAAAGUAAAAUAAGCAUCCUUGAUUUGGGAGUGUGAAGGUUUGUAGGUUACAAUUAGUUUUAUUUGUGGUGAUUCAGUCAAUUCUACUGUAAACAAAUGUGUUCUUAGAAAAUGUCCAGUUGUAAAACAGAAAAAAAAAUUGUUUUUCGAAAUUCAAGAGUUUAAUUUUUUUACUGAAUCAAACGCCAAAUGUGUUGCCUGUUAAAAAUAUUAACAAGAAUUUUUAUUGAUUAGAAAAUGUCUGUGAAAAUUAUCAGCUAAAGUUUUAAAGUUUUAUGUCCUCUGAUUCUUUCAGAGAGAAAAUACUACUUUUCUAUUACUUGUUUGACAUUUAGUAAAGUCCCAGAGGUUUCUAUGAAAGACAUUUAAAGUACUUUUGAGACAGGAUUCAUGCCCUUCAAAGGCUUGUAAUUAAAAAAAAAAAAAAGGUUGUAGUAGUAAAGAAAGGAGGUCUAACAAAAAUACUUUCUUAUUUCCAAACAAAACACAUCUAAGAUCACUUCAUUUUGCUAUAUCCUAUAGUGAGGAACACAUGCCAUUGCACUUUCUUCUGCUUUUAUAUGAUCUUGAUAUCUUACCUUUCGUCCCUUUCCUCUGUACAUUUUCUGGGAGGAAAGUUGUGUCUGAGACUGUGUUCCAGUAUUAUGCCUUCCAUGGGCAGAAAGGUUUUCAGAAAAGGACAAAUGCCUAGGUAUCCACCCAAUGCUGCAGCCUGUACGUGGCAUGUAAGAUGGUACUAAAUAGCUUUAGUUUAGAUUUGAGGCAUGUGAUUUCUACAUUGCAGUAAGUAAAAAUCCUAUGAACCUGAAGCAAAAUAGAAAAGCUUUUUUGUAUAAUCGUAAAAGGAAUCAUAAUUUUUUUAAAGCUUUUUAUUUUUAUAAAGAGCCAGCUUUCUGAAAGGAAGGGUUCAUUGACUCAUUUUAUUUGGUGAGCUAAUAAUUCCUAUUAGUAUGUAAAUUAUACUUUCCUUUAUGUAAGUUCAAUGUGUUAAAUUUUAAACAUAAUGUUGCAGUAUAAGACAGUGGUUUAAAUAAAUUUGCCUUCAGAGAUGGAGAAUAUUUUCAACGUAAGUAAUUUCAGCAAACAGUUACUUGUUUUUUUAAGCUUAAAAAGAUCAUUUGGAUCAAGAAUUAUAGAAUUGAGCUGUUACUGAAAGAACCCUGAAAUACAGAAUGUUUUCCCAAAAGAACAUUUUAAUGAAAAUAAAACUUAAAAACACGUUUUUAUAUAUCAUGAAUGCAUGCUUUUAAAAAGAAGAGCCUUAUCAGUGAACUUCAUUUUUUCAACAAUCAGAAUAUAUGUUUAUUAUUUAGAAAUGGUUAGAGACUGGUAUCAAAGUACUAUUUACAUUCUUAUGUUUGUAGUAAUUUGUUUUAAAAAACCUGAAAAAAUGCCAGCAAAUUAGUAUACAGUUUUUGUAAUGUCUAAAAGAGUUGUGUACAUUAAAAAUAAAGCAGUUCUUUCCAACAACAUAAUAUAAAACUGCAAUUGUUAGUUAAUGAAAACAAACAUUCUACUGUAUAAAUUCAUGUGAUUUAAGAGACGAGAAUAACAAUACUAAAACCUGAUUGUUGGAGUGUUGGCAGCUGCAUACUCAUUGUCUGGGUUUUUGUAUUUCUUCAUCCAGUGUUUUCAAGAAAAAUUACUUUUGAGCAUUUCAGUUAGACUUAUUUCAGUAUUAUUAUGGUCAUGCUGAAUGAGGGGAAGUAAAACAGAAGUAGAGGUGAGAUAUUCUGCGGGUAGAAACCAAAUGAAAGAAGCCAUGUAUCAACUUUAAUUUUAUGCCUUAUUUUGGGAGCUCUAGUAACAUUUCUUCUUAAUCAUUAUUAAUAACUAUGUAGGCAAAUUUGAAUAUCAUUUGGGGGUUUUUAUACCUAAAUUUCCUCCUACUUGUCUGAUUGAAGCAACAUAUGAAGGAGAAUUCUAUAACCUUUCUUUCGCCCAUUUCUGAACCCUAUAUGCCAAAGGUAAUAGUUGGGGAGUUACCAAAGUUUUCAUGUCCUGGUGUAUCUGUAGCAAUACAUGCCUCAUUAGAAGGGUUGUUUGUAACUUACUAUCUUAAAAUAUAUUUAAAGUGUAGCACUUUUGUAGUUGGGAACAUUUUCAUAAUAGUUAUAUCCUUCCAAUAGUCUCUUACUGGUAUUUACCAGGAAAAAAGAAGAACUAAUGUGGAACCCUGGGGUGCGGUGGAUGAGGGUGAAGUAGGCUUCACAGUAGUUUCAAUCCUUCCAUAUCCUUACCCCAAGAUGAGAAAUGGAAGCAUGUUCCCGUACAAAUACAGUGGCUGUUCAUAUGCUUCUAUAUUAUUUUUCAAGUUGAAUUUUUCUUCAAUUUAUUAGUAUUUCCUAUUUGUAAUUCUCUGGCCUUUAAAUAGAAGACAUUUUACAGCAGAGAUUGUGACUCACUUUGCAAUGUCUUAUAUAACAGAUUCCGGGAGGGGGAACCAAACAAUUCUUCUGGAUAUUUUCCUGUCCUUUAUUUUGGUGUCUUUCUUUUUGAAUUCAAGUGUUUUAUAUGCUUAGAAAAAGGACAGGUAUAAUAGCAGAAUGGGUUAUUUCUGAGCUAGAAAUUGGAAAUUUUUAAACUCAGGAAAUUGUUCUGACAAUGUUGUAACUGCUCUCAAUUUAAGAAAAUGACAAUGUAUAUAUGUAUAAAAAAAGGCACAAAAAUAACGUGCUGUUUCAAGUGCUUUCUCUGAGUGUUUUUUCUAUUGUGCAAUGAGGUGAAGUUUGAUAAUUUUUCUGGGUAAUGAUUAAAUAUUGUUUAUUUACACGAUAAAACAGAUAUAAAUGUGUGGCAAAAAAAGUCAUUUAAAAGGUGUAAGUUUAUAUAGAAUGUUAAUGGUGCUUAUUUUUUAAUGUAAUUCAAGAUUACAGUAUUAAUGCCUCUUUACAGAGUUUAAUAGAGAAACAAAAACAUAUCUUUAUCCUACAGAGCCUUUUAUAACUUUACAUUUUCUGAUGACAAAUUUUAUUAUUUUCCUUGAAAAUGAACAUUUGAUAUUUACGGUUCAAAUGAUAAACCUGUUUUAAUAUAAUGAUUAAAACUGACCAUGGGAUUUCUCAUUAAAAUACAGUAUUGCAGCUAUCAGUUGGAGAAUAUAUUAUAAAGAUUUUCAGACACUGUAUCAGAAACAAUGUUUUUAUUUUACUAUAAAGAAAAUGUAAUUUUGCUGUUAAUUCUGUACUUUUGUAUUGAAAAUUUUUUAUAAUUUUCCUUUUUAAAAUUUCUUAUUAACGAUUUGCAAAUUACAUACUUGGUUUAAUAAAAUGUUUUAGCCACAAUCCAGUGUGAGGAAUUCCUUCAUUCAAUGUGGUAGAUUUAGUGGUUUAAAUAUUGAAGUAUAUUUUAUGUGUAACUUUGUUCAUGGGAAAAGGGUCAUAGAAACUUUAUUUCUGAAUACACAACUUAACUUCUAGUUUAAAUUAUUUUGCUGUAGCAAACAGAGGUCUAACUUUUGAACUAGGUAGAAGGAUUAGCCGUGGUUUUUCUCUUCACAACUUUGUACCUUUUUGACUGACAUAAAAAAUUAAAAACUGUGCCUAUUAGGGGCUCAAGUAGUAUUUUAAUUAACAUUAAGGAUCUUUGAACUUCAUUCAACUCCAAAGCAGAGUAAUUCAUUCAUUUACCAAGAAGUUAAAAAUAUUUAUUCAACAAAUAGUCACCGAACAAUUAUUACUGUGGAUACAAUGAGUGAGACAGACAGGGCUUCUUUUCACAGGUUAUCUUAUUAUUCUUGUAAACCGUUAUAUGUGUAGUGAUUUAUAGCUCACAGAACACUUCCAUAUAAGUUAUACUUUUUCAUAAGAAUUUUAUCAUAUAGGUACUACUAUCCCAGAUUAUUGAAUGAGGACACAUAGGGUUAGAGAAGUUGAUGAGUUUGCCAAUUAGUAGCAUAGGUUAAGACUUGAACCUAGGUUCUCUGAUUCCCAGGAUAGAGAAACUACAUCUGUCAUAAGAAUGAAAAUAGUUACUUAUAAAGAGGUAAAUGCCCUGUUAAUCCUUCCUGAGAGAGAUUUGGCUUCAUAACAUGUGUCUAUGAAAAUCUGCCAUUUAUAAAUCUGUCCUCCUCCUCUAUCUGAAGGUAGCUGGUAUUUUUGGAACACCCAAAAAAUCAAUGGCAAAGAUAAAAGUUUCUCUCUUAAUAUAAGAUUUCAGAGAUAAGAGUCCAGGAUUGAUGUGAUUGCUUUUUCCUAUGAAGUUUUAGGGCAUAUAGGAUCCUUUCAUCCCAUCACUCUGCCACGCCCAGGUAUAUAGGAUCCUUUUAUCCCAUCACUCUGCCAUGCCCAGGUAUAUAGGAUCCUUUCAUCCCAUCACUCUGCCAUGCCCAGGUAUAUAGGGUUCUUUCAUCCCAUCACUCUGCCAUGCCUGGGUAUAUAGGAUUCUUUCAUCCCAUCACUCUGCCAUGCCCAGGUAUAUAGGAUCCUUUCAUCCCAUCACUCUGCCAUGCCCAGGUAUAUAGGGUUCUUUCAUCCCAUCACUCUGCCAUGCCCAAGUAUAUAGGAUCCUUUCAUCCCAUCACUCUGCCAUGCCCAGGUAUAGAGGAUCCUUUCAUCCCAUCACUCUGCCAUGCCCAAGUAUAUAGGAUCCUUUCAUCCCAUCACUCUGCCAUGCCCAGGUAUAUAGGAUUCUUUCAUUCCAUCACUCUGCCAUGCCCAGGUGUAUAGGAUCAUUUCAUCCCAUCACUCUGCCAU